AUGAAUCAGACAGGAAUAAUUGAGAAUAGUAAAAGAUUCAUUAACGAAUAUAAAUUAGACAUUGGAUUAUAUCUUAUUUUAAUAGUAAUUAAUAAUUUCGUUGGAUUCAUUCCAACUCAUCAAGAAGUUCCUUAUAAAGAAGACCCAAAUUAUAUGUUUUCAAAACGUAAUGAUAUUAUUCCAAGAACAAUGAAUGUUAUUAUUAAUUUUUAUAUUCCAAUUUGUAUCAUUGCAAUGAUAUCUAUCUAUAAAAAGAAUAUAGAAAGAGGGUUAACAAUGCUCAUUCCAUUUCUAAAUAGUGAGGUAAUUGUUGGAAUUAUUACCCAAUUAUUAAAACGAUAUUCCGGAAAGCCAAGACCAUUUUAUAAUACAUAUUGUAUUGAACAUUAUAAACCAAGUUGUAAUCAUAGUUUUCCAUCUGGCCAUACUGCAUAUGCUU
Molecule: messenger RNA, 439 nt
Organism: Entamoeba dispar SAW760
Lineage: Eukaryota; Evosea; Mastigamoebida; Endamoebidae
Exons: 1
Source: RefSeq, a predicted model, not a curated record